AGCGCAGCCAUCUUGACUCAAGAAGGGGGCUUUGGCUGGAGCCUUUGCUGCUCAGAGUUUCCCAACCACGAUGCGGCCUUGUCGUUUGUAUUGCUUUAGUGCCUGCUUCCAGCUAGCCUUCAGCUGUCCAGCGACGAAGUCGCUGCUGCACCAUAGCAAACAGCGAUCUCAGUUCUAUCUCGACAAGUGCACUCGCGAUAUCGGGGGGGGGGCAGAGGGCUCCGAGCAGUGGACCGUCAAGUUUGAUUUGACCCUCGGCCCCGGCAAGAAAUUUCAAAGCCGAGACGGUCGAUCGGGUGCCAUGUCUUUUCCAAUCCCUGACGAUGGCUUCUGGUUGAAGUCGGCACACCUAAUGGUUACAGAUAAGACGGGUAGCCAGCUUUUUUCGUGGCCGCCCAUUCACGUGCAUCACAUCGUGUGCAGGACCAAUAUCGCAGACCUGUGGUACGAGCAGGAGGUGUUUGAGCACCGUGCUUCUUUCCUAACAGUGGCUGGCGCUGGCGGCAUGAGCAAGUUCUCCCACCGCUACACUGUACUGAACAGGACAGACGGUUGGGCAGAGUAUUACCCCGCUCAGACUGAAGUCACCUGUGGACUGCGCAUUGAUGAUGAUCGUUUGGUGGGGGACGCUCAAGAAUACAAGCUAGUAGUCAUUAUGGAUCUUGUUAUUGAUGCUGAUCGGCGUUACGGUUUCCGUCCCCUCAGCACCGCUUAUUGGGAAGGCACGACCACAGGGCAGGUAGGGUACAAUUUGCCAACCGGAACCACCACACUCUUCUCGAAAGAAUACGAAACACCAGGGGCAGGCUCGUUUGAUCCAGACAGCCUUGGUUCUCAUACGCAUCCCGGCGCGAAGUCAUUAAAGCUCUUUGCGAAACGCUUGGGUGGCCAAUAUUUUGCUACGCCACAGCUUCUGUUCACAAUGCAGCACCCCGUGUUCGUUGUGAAACCAGGGUCGCACAGCCAGGAGCUGAAUGUAAAACCUGGCCCGUACGUAAGACCACCCACUCUGGACUGGAGUGAAAUAGGAUUGAAAUGGUUGACUGGCAGCCUUUUCUCGUCAGGAAUCGAUAGCACUAGGGAGUGUGCUUUUCAAAAGGGAGACAUAUUCUACCUGGAGGCGGUUCAUAAUGUUUCGCGCUUCACACUUAUCGAUAUGAUGACGUUGCGUUGGACUGUGUUUUGGAACGACCCGCCACAGUCGAUCUUUGCCCCAGGCCCUUAUUUCCAGUCAGGGUUCCUGCGCAACCAGCUAUGGGACCAGUACCUGGCUCCUGCUGAUUUGCUCGCCCAAGUCCCGCAGAAGGUCGACCAGAGCGUAAUGCUUGAUUUGCACUCGAGAAUGCCGUCCUUGUUUUGCCACCCAUACAGAGCUGCCGACGGCAAAUACGUAUCAUGUCUUCGCAGGUAUGCUAAUAAGGUGUUUAUGCACGCUUCGUCAGUAAACGAUGUCGACAUGAAUCUUCUCGCACAUCGGCAGAAGUCGUGCGGCCAGUGAGUUUAGCUAAACUGCCAUCUUUGCAAUUCUCUGGGGAGCCUUCCCCGGGAGUAGAAAGCUGAACCUGAAUUUGAGGGCUAUGUUGGCGUCCCGUGAGGGGUCUGUCGGCGUAGCGCUUUCCAAGACAUUUCGAUAUCUGGUCAUAGGGGCCGUGGGUGGCAGCGUGCAGCGUUGGAAUUCGUUGCUUUUCUCCUGCGCUUCCUCGCCUUUUCUCUUCUUCCCCCUCCUCCCUCCACGUUCACAUGAGUGAGGCAACAUUCCACUGGUUCCCCUCCUGUCUCCUUCUUGCGUUUGAUACUGUUUCAGCCGCCCUCAAGCGCGCUGCAUGCAUUGAUGCCUUUCUCUGCGCGUUGAACACGCGCCGUCUUGGGUGCUCCCCAGCCCCAUCGCUCGUCUUUGAAGCUCGUCUUCGGAUCACUGCUCGGAGGCAUACGCCCUUGGCGGAAGCCUGGAGCGAGGCGGGGGUCUCACUGUCUCGUCGUGUAGCGAGGGUGGCGGUACCGAGGUUGGAGGCGCUGCCGGUAUCGGGGAUGGACAGAACCCCCAACAGUGACACGUCGAUUAGUGAAUUGUCCGUUUUCGGUUCUCGAGAGGGCGCCGUGGCCGUUAUUUUCCAGCCUUGCGCCCGCCAGGUUUGGGCCUCAGGUCGUUUUCACUAAACCACGUUUUACUAAAGGGGGGUCUGUCCAUCCC
Messenger RNA from Prorocentrum cordatum, 2191 nucleotides. The record is from the annotation of a GenBank genome assembly. NCBI's taxonomy places the organism in Eukaryota, Dinophyceae, Prorocentrales, Prorocentraceae.